AUGGUGUCCAGGUGCUCCGACUUGAACACCAGGGACACAGUCUCGCAUGACUCCAGGUGCCAUAGCAUACGAUUCUUGCGUAACCACUCGUUGGCCGUGUCUACCAGUGCGCUGAAUAUUCUAUUUGAAGUGGCUGAAAUAGUCAAUCUAGUUAUAGUGGCCAGUUAUAGUGGUUUGGAUGUUGGUCAAGGGUUAAAAAAAUUGAAUGGCAAUAUAUUCAGCCACCUAACUGCGCUUACUGAGUUGAGUUUGUGGGGAAACCACCUCACUUAUAUUGGCGAUAAUGCGUUCGCCAUGGACGAACUCACUAACUCGACCCUGCACAUUUCACUUCGCGACAAUCACAAUCUUACGCCAUCAAGUUUCGCGCGUAAUUCAUUGAUCGGGAUCAAUCGACCCACUACGAUCGAUUUGUCAAAUUCUCAGGCAAUUUCAAAAAUAACUUAUUUUCCCGAAGACGUGUUUUGGCCAUUUUUUGCGGCCAAUCCGUUAAAUGUGAUUGAUGCAUUUGAUAGCACCAAUUUCGAUUGUCAGGAUUGUAAAUCGUACUGGCUCAAACAGCGCGCGUUGUUCAAGCGGAUUCCUGAUUUAACAUGCUCGGACGGAAAGGCUAUCCAUGAUCCUGAUAAUUUUAAAAACUGUCAUACGGGAGGCUCUUACUCACAAAUGCCACUUGUCAUGUUCAUGGUAGUCUAUUAA
This is a messenger RNA of Oppiella nova, 699 nucleotides long. Lineage: Eukaryota; Metazoa; Arthropoda; Arachnida; Sarcoptiformes; Oppiidae. The record is from the annotation of a GenBank genome assembly.